UAGGAGGCGAUUUCCUUAGCAAGAUGGCGGCGAGCGGCGUCAGUCGGGCAGCCGCCGCGGCCGGCACCUCGGUGAAGCCCAUUUUCAGUCGGGACAUGAACGAGGCCAAGCGGAGGGUGCGCGAGCUCUACCGCGCCUGGUACCGGGAGGUGCCGAACACUGUGCAUUUGUUCCAGUUAGACAUCUCUGUGAAACAGGGACGGGAUAAAGUCCGAGAAAUGUUUAUGAAGAAUGCCCAUGUCAUGGACCCCAGGGUAGUUGAUCUUCUGGUCAUUAAGGGAAAGAUGGAACUGGAGGAAACGAUUAAAGUGUGGAAGCAGCGGACACAUAUUAUGCGGUUCUUCCAUGAAACAGAAGCACCAAGGCCAAAGGACUUCCUGUCCAAGUUUUAUGUUGGCCAUGACCCGUGAAGUCACUCAAUGGAAAGGUGCAUGUUGAUAUUUAAAUACUUUAGAGCACAAAUAAACAAUAUAUGAUGGUCAUAUA
Molecule: messenger RNA, 486 nt
Organism: Equus quagga
Lineage: Eukaryota; Metazoa; Chordata; Mammalia; Perissodactyla; Equidae
Gene: NDUFA6
Product: NADH:ubiquinone oxidoreductase subunit A6
Exons: 3
Coding region: 24-410 (128 amino acids)
Biological process (GO): response to oxidative stress
Source: RefSeq, a predicted model, not a curated record